AUGGGGUCUGGCUGCCUGAAAGUCACCAAGUACUUCCUCUUCCUCUUCAACCUCCUCUUCCUCCUCCUGGGCGCCGUGAUCCUGGGCUUUGGAAUAUGGAUCCUGGCCGACAAGACCAGCUUCAUCGCCGUGCUGCAGAUGUCAUCUCCCUCCCUGAAGGCUGCUGCUUACGUCCUCAUUGGUGUUGGGGCUCUCACCAUGCUGAUGGGCUUCCUGGGCUGCCUGGGGGCAGUCAAUGAGAUCCGGUGUCUCCUGGGCCUGUACUUCACCUGCCUGAUGCUAAUCCUCAUAACCCAGGUUGCUGCUGGACUGGUCAUCUACUUCCAGAAAGAAAGACUGAAAGGAGAGUUGUCCCGCAUCGUUGGAGACCUGAUUGAAAACUACAACCCUGAGGAUGAGGAUGAGAGGAACCUCCGGGGCACGUGGGACUACGUGCAGAAACAG
Messenger RNA from Merops nubicus (carmine bee-eater), 444 nucleotides. It is a transcript of the gene CD82, whose product is annotated as CD82 molecule. The annotation marks the transcript as partial. NCBI's taxonomy places the organism in Eukaryota, Metazoa, Chordata, Aves, Coraciiformes, Meropidae. The transcript has 5 exons. The record is from RefSeq and is a predicted model, not a curated record. Gene Ontology annotation, cellular component: membrane.